Molecule: messenger RNA, 420 nt
Organism: Cladocopium goreaui
Lineage: Eukaryota; Dinophyceae; Suessiales; Symbiodiniaceae
Source: the annotation of a GenBank genome assembly
AUGGGUUGCAGUGCCAGCACAGAUCAACAAACUGACCGAGUUGCACUUCCACGAGUUCCAUCUCCCCGAGUUCCAUCCGCGAGAACAAAGGUGGACCAGUCUUUUGACGACAUCAUGUGUCACAGCAGCCACAGCGCAAUCUCUGAUUUUGUAGCUCCCACAAGAUCAGUCUUUCCUCCAGCGCGUCCACUGGAAGUUGACCAAAAUCUCAGUCCCAAAUCGUGGACCUAUGACAAUAUUCAUGUGCCUGAAGGAAUGCGCAUUGCAGCUCCACCAAACAGGGCGAUGCAUGACAGUCACAUGCGGAAGCUGAAUGCGUUUCUCAAGGCAGUUCAUAACAAACCAGAGAGUUUGCACGUGGCAGUCGGUGUGAAACGUGAGGUGGAGGAUAUUCUCACCUGCAUUGCUGAUGGACAGUGA